UGGAGUCCUGCCUCCCUUCCCGUGCCUUUCGGGGGCAGCUGGCGCGUCCCAGUGCUGUGCCUGCUGUCUCAGCAGAAUUCUUUUCAGUUUGUUUAUUUGUUCCCACUUGUUUCCAAAAAGGAGUUCAGGCCUGGGUUUUCAGGCCUGUUUGCUAAGGAAGAGCCGGUUCUUGGAGCCCCGCCAAGGCCCGCUGCCUGGAUGGAGGUAGCUUCCACGUGACAUGUUUGGGUGGAAACUCCUGAGGGGAGAACCUGCAGAAUCUGGGGCACCUGACACCCGGUGCUUCUCGGACCCUCCGCCUGUGUGGCCAGGCUUGGGCCCUGGCUGCCUCCCAGGUGACCUCCAUCUCUGCCCCACCAGCCUGGCCUUGAUGAGUCAUAUUGGAGUCCCCAGGGGGCCAUGGGUGUCCCUGACACUGCCUGGGCCAUGCUGGCUCCUACCCUUCACACUGGGGACACAGGCCAGUGGCAAGCCACAGCUCCUGAUCAGCUCUCAUGUCUCAGGCAGGGUCGCCAGUGGCAAUGUCAGCUGGGGACAUCCAUGUGGCAGGGGAGGGUGGUUGGGGACUGUAGGGCCGGCCACUCCUCGAUUGCUGGACUGGACCUGGCUCCCUCUGCUCAGAGCCUGCUUCCCCUCUGCCUUCCCACUGUCCUCGGGGAUUCCCGGGGUGGAAGACACAGGAUCUGCUGGCACAGGCCAGGGGCUCAACUCUCAUCCUGGCGAUUUGGGAAGCUGAGGCAGGAGGACUGCUUUUGCCGAGGGGUCCAAGACCAGCCCAGGAAAAGUAGGGAGACCCCCAUCUCUAUGUAAAAUUGUUUAGCAUCUGACGCCAUGGCUGUUUUUUAUUUGGCAGAGGGAGGGGGGAGGAUGGUGUCUCACUCUGGCUGGAGUGCAGUGGCUCAAUCUUGGCUCACUGCAGCCUCUGGCUCCCAGAUUCAAGCAAUUCUGCCUCAGCCUCCUGAGUAGCUGGGAGUACAGGUGCACACCACCAUGCCCAGCUAAUUUUUGUAUUUUUAGUAGAGACAGGGUUUUACCAUGUUGGCCAGACUGGUCUCGAACUCCUGACCUCAAGUGACCUGCCCACCUCAGCCUCCCAAAGUGCUGGGGCUCCCAGCCCCAGCUGGGCACCUGGCUGCUGUUUGUUUUCAAUGAACAUGUAUUCUCUUCGGGCCAAGAGGAAGCUGCUGUUCUGCGGCUGGGGUGGCAGCCUCACAGGGUCCUGGCAGAACAGCUCCCAGUUGGCCUGGAAGAUGGCAGAUGGGGUGGGCAGGAACAGCCCACAGCAGAGCAGUGGGGCUCCAGGACUGGCUCCGCUCCCACCCCACAGGCAGGCACGGGCCGGGAGGACAUGUCAGGUCUCCUCCUUCUUCACUGGGACCCAGGCCUGCAGGAAGCCCCUCACCACGCCCACAGGGGCCAGCUGCGUCUACCACCUGAGACCUCCACACCAGCUGAGGGUCCCAGCAGGGUUCAGAACCUGGGGCCGUCAGCCAGGCCUGCCUCCCGUGUUCCCCAAGCCACAGACCCGAGGGCCUCAGGGUGGGAGAAGAUGCAGGGAGCCCCACCACCCGCUCAGCAUCGCCCGUGGCCAAGGGACCACACUGAGCUGGCCAGCCCCGCUGGGGAGGGGGUUGGGGGUCAGCAGCCCCCAAGGCCCCGGGCCCAGAACCUGGCAUGAGAGAAAGUACACACCCUUUCCGUGUGCGUGGCCAGCCCCCAUCCCUGCUGCAGCCCGGUACCCAGGGAGGAGAGGCUCUGCAGGCUGCCACAGGCUGGACAGUGGGCCCUGCUGUCUCCAGGUAGAGGGGCUGUGACAAUCCAUGAACCCUGUGUCACCAGGACUGUCACUGAGGACGGAGGUGCCCCCAUGUCUGUUUCAUGUUAAACACCCUGGAAAACAGCAGGCUGAAGGUCUCUGACUCCUGCACAGGAGCGGGCUCUGCUGGCAGCCCAGCCCAUUCCCCAGGGCGGGAUCCCACAGCCAACCACUUCCCCUGGGCUUCCCCACUGCCUAUGGCUCCCCGCAAGCCCCGAGCCCCCUAGGAAGGCCUUGAUAACAGGGCUCAGGGCCGCCCGUGUGAGCUGCUCCCCUGGAAGGUGGGAUGGCAGCCCUCAGCUCCUCCUGGACCACCCCAAGGUGGGAGACCUAGUCACACGCCUCAGAACAGUGCCAGCUCUAGCAGGCACGCCUCACAAGGAAGGCUGCUCUUGUUUUAGAAAACACGGAAAGUGUGCAAAGGAAUUCUACCUGGGAGAAGACCCUGGAGACUACACUGACCGUGAGAAGUGACCAUUGCCCCGGGUGGGAGCCAGGUGGCUCAGAUGGGGGCUUGGCAUGGGCUAGUUGUUGAUGUAAAUGUGACUUGACAAGAAGGUUCUGGAAGGGGCAGUGAGGCAGGGUGGGGCAGGAAUGAGGAGAUGACACCCCUUGGCCAUCAGGUGUACAGGGUGUGGGACAGGCUCUGGGUGAUGGAGGCAGCAAGGCAACGGAGGGAGGUGAGCAGGACCCCGAGGAAGGGACAGACGUGGGAAGAUGCCCCUGUGAACCUGCCCCAGGGGCCGAAUGCUCCCCCCGGCAAUUGGGGUAGGGGAGGUCCUACUGGGCUGGGUGGGAGACGGCAGCAGAGCUUCUGGGUUCCCAGGUCACCAUCAGGUGCGACCCCAGAGCCAGCAGGCCCCGUCCUGCCCCUGCUCCUCCUACAAGGUGAGCCAGCUCUGCACCUGCUCUUCAGUGGCUUCUCGCCUGUGCCCAGCCAGCCAGCAGGGCUCCUUGGCUUGGGGGAGGGGCCUUCCCUUGGAGAGAGCUUGGUGAGAGUAGAGCCUGUCCCCAUCCUCAGAAUCUCAGGCUAGCACCCGGCCGCCAGGGAGGUUGGGAAGUAGGGGAAGGUGCCCAGAGGCAGACAUCACAGACCCAGGGCAGCAGCUGGGCCCUGGAAGGUCCAGAUGGAGCUCAAGGACCCCCUGAGGCCCAACUGAAUGGCAGACUUGAGGUCGAGUGUGGCCGCUGUGGACUGGCAUCCUGCACCCAGAAGGAGGAAGAGGGGUGGCAGCUGGAGCCUCCGCCCUGUGCUGAUCCUGCCCAGCCCUAGCCCCUUCUGGAACCUGCAUGUGGAGCUAAGCCAGUGCGGCAUGGGCCUCCCCAGGGCACAGGGGGUGUGGGCAGCGUGGGCCUCCCCAGGGCACAGGGGGCGUGGGCAGGAUGCCAGAUGCUGUAUCGGCCCUUGACCCCUUGACUCAGGCACGGCCAGCUCAGCACUGGAGGGUGUGUGGGAGCCAGACUGAGUCAGCCACGGGCGGCAGCUGCUCUGUCUUCCAAGACUCGGCCUGGGCCAAGUUCCCCCAGGCCCACCCGAGUCCCGGUGCCUGUGGCCAGGCGCAGGGAAUGGGACAUCUUCUAGCCUGGCCAUUACCAAGGCUGACUGGGAGAGCUGUCUCCUCCUGGCUUGCUGAUGGAAGCCUCCAGAAAGACCCUGCAUAUCAGGCCAGGCCCCACCAGCCAGGGUUUUGGAGCCUCCCAGCCCAGAGUAGCGCCAGCCCAGAGUAGCCCCCCACUCUCCACCUAAGAACCCGGAGGCCAAGCCAGUGGUCACCCUGAGACCAGCUGUAGUCCCCACACCAGACCCCAGACUCCCUGGAAGCCGGGACCUACAGGGGUCAGGCAGCCACUCCUUAGCCCCAGGCAGCCCCAAGCAGGAGGAAGGAGUGGAGUGGGGCGGUUACAGAGGCAGGUGCCAGUUUCGAGGGCUGGCAUCUGAAUGGCUGCAGCAGUGGGGGAAAGAGAGCGGAAGGGACCAGAACACAGGGGCUUUGUGGCCUGGAGGUCUGCACUCACUCCAGAUGGCAAAGGAGGACCCAGGAUGGCCAAGCAGGGUGGGGGCUCCACAGCAUGCCCACAUUGGCCUCUGGACAUGUGAGGGCAGGAGAGAGGCUCAUGGCCUGGCCCAGAGCAGCUCCAGGGUGAAGAGAGGGGGCUGGAGGGAGAUGUUUGCAGAAAGCAGGAACAAGGGGCAGACGCCUCAAGAGGGCUCGGUGCCGGGCGUGUGCCGAGUGCCCUCCCAGGACUGGUCUGCGUCACCCCCUCCACCAUCCCCACACUCGGGCAGGGCCCACCAUGAGCAAAGUGAAGAGGGUGUGAGGGCUCCUGGUAUUCGUGGCUCCAGCAGCUGGUGGGCAAACACGCUGGGGCUGGGGGGCCUGGGGAGGAGAGGAUGCAGCCCAAGGGAGCCCACGUCCUCCUCUGCCCUCCCCUCAGCCUCCAGCCACAGGCCUCAUCCCAGAUUCCGGUUAAACCGCCCUGACAGCCACCCCAUGCCCGACCCAAACCACAUCUUUGCAUCACUUUAGACACCAGGCAGCAGGGAGGCGGCGGGGAGGAGGCAGCAGGGAGGAGGCAUCAUUCCAGGGGUAGGACUGUGGAACUUUUAGGUGGCAGGUGCGAUGGUGGGAUGGGCCCCAGCAGCUCAGGGGAGGGAGCUGGCUUCGGGCACUCUCGCUUUCCCCGAGUCAUGGCUCUGGAGAUAGCGCUGCUCCUGCUGCUAGCCCUUGGCCUGGGCCUCGCAGGUGCCCAGAAGGCUCUGGAAGAAGUGCCUGUACAGCAGGGCUUUGAUGCACACAAGGUGGAGGGGCGCUGGCUCACCCUGCAACUGGCAGCCAGCCGUGCAGAACUGGUUUCCCCAUCCGACCCCCUGAGGCUUGCCCUGCACUCCAUCCAGACCAGUGACAGUGGGGACGUGGACUUCAUACUGUUCUGGAAGGGAGAAGGGGUGUGUCAAGAAGAAAGCAUCACCGUCCAUCCCACGCAGCUGCAAGGCCAGUACCAAGGCUCCUUUGAGGGGAGCAGCAUGCACGUCCACUUCGUCAGCACCGACUACAGCAACCUCAUCCUUUACGUGCGCUUUGAGGAUGACGAGGUCACCAGCCUGUGGGUGCUGCUGGCGAGAAGAAUGCUGGAGGACCCCACAUGGCUGGGAAGAUACCUGGAGUACGUGGAGAAAUUCCACCUGCACAGAGCCCCGAUCUUCAACAUAGAUGGUGAGCACUGCCCCAGCCACGUCCUGGAGCGGGACGGGAGGAGGGCGCGACGGUCUGGGGCCUCGUCUUCCCAGCCAGCACCACGGAGGGUGAAGCCAAUCCCCACGCCCCUAAUGCAGGCCUGUGCCGGCUACUGAGGAGCUACUGGAGCUCACCAGCCCUAUGUGACACAAUGACAUGGGCCCAGUGCUGUCUCCACUCUACAGAUGUGGCUCAGAGACGUUCAGUAGCAAGGCCAAGUUGCACAGCCAGGAGAAGCUGGAAGGCAUCCAGAUCUCCUGCCUCCUGAACCAAGCACCCAGUCAGCCUCUCUCCUCUGCUGCCUCCCAGUGCACCAUUCAGUCAAUCAACAAACAUAUGGCCCGGGCCUGUUCUGGGAGUCUGGGAUUCACUUAGAACAAGACACACACAUUAUCCGGCCCAGUGCAGGUUACACUGUAGCAAGCAUUGUAAUUACCUGAUUUGUUAGAGACAAGGGCUACUGGCAUGGGAGUGUGGGCUGGAGCAGGGUUUGGGGAGCGUGGCCAGGCUGUGUGAGCAUGGGCAGCCAGGCUGUGUGAGCAUGGGCAGCCAGGAUGUGCGUCCCUGAGAUGAGAUGGAGGAGGAAGGCUGCCUGGAAGAGGGGUCAUACAGCUGGAACAGGAGCCGAGCAGAGGAGGGCAGAGAUGAGCUCCCAGGCGACUGGGGCCUUGUGGUCCUCUAAGGGGACUGGAUUUCCACAGAGCACAGGGCCCUGGCAGGACCGUUAACAUGGGGAGACGGAGGCCAGGUGAUGCCAGUGAGGGACGGCUGUUGUGUGCUAUGUGAUUGAUUGAUUUCAAAAUGAGUGAAGUCCUCAGAAUCACCACCUUUUCCUCUUCUGCUCCACAGGCCCCUGUGCCCCACCCCGAGCCUAGGUCAGGUGGCUCCGGAGUCUUUCUGCCUGGACCCCUUAUCCCUCUGUUGCCCUCAGCCUGCCUUCCACCCCUCCUUCACUUUGGCUUGUGGCCUGGACUGCCCAGGUGCCCCUGGGAAGCCCUUUUGCACUUCAGGGACCCAAGGAAGCUCCCCAGCCUGGAGCCCAAGCCUGCUUCUCCCCUGCUGGGAAGUCCUCUUCCCUCUGUGGGUCUCCAGGUCCUGCCAACCACCUGCCAACCAACAGUCAAGGGCCAGCAGUGUGCCACAGCCUGGCCUGUGGGCUUGGAGCAUACCAAGGGUGGCGAGGAGGGGGCGCAUGGCUCCUGAGCUCCUGCCCACAGUGCCCAGAUGCCUCCAAAACAUCCACAAUGAGUGGAGCCCUGGGGUCCCAGGCACCUCCGGUGCAGCCCCUGAGGGCUACUGUGGUCACCCUCAAGUGUCCUUCAGGAACAUGACCCCACGGAGGCUGUUCUCAGACUCUAGCUCCCCUCCACUGUGACCCACCCCACCUGCGUCUGCUGGGGGCUCUCUAGCAAGGCGGCCUCCCUGCUUCAUGAGCAAAUGCCUGUGUCCCCACUGAGGUCCGAGAGCCCUGAGUGAGCCCAGCUCCAGACCCUGCUCCCCACAGGAGCCCAACAGGGCUGUCAGGUAAACACAGAUGGCUGUACCUGUGCGGCAGGUGAGACUGGCCCACGCCCACUCCUCGGAGCCCAGGAUUCCAAAGGGCGGCCCCUGCUUCUGCUCCCGGAGAGCCAGGGCCACCCAUGGGCAGGGCACGCUCUGAGGAAAUUAGGUCAAGGACAUGAUACUUGUCAUCUGGAAUUCCCAAGACAGGUAUGUCCAGAAGCCGUCCCGGAAAACACCUCCAGUGAGGCCUUCUCCUUCUCCCCCUUCUCCCCACAAUGAAAUGAAACCCAGAGCUGGUGCCAGAGCUGAUGGUGAAGCCCCAAGGUUCUCCUGCACACCCACAAGCCCGGCUGGAAAAACAGAAGGAAAAAUGACGAUCGCAAAGCACACGGCGCACGUCUAACAAGGGGCUUACAGAGUCUGUAAGAUCAUUUAAAAAAUCACCUUUUCUGGGGCAUUAAAGUGACCAGAAUAAAUAUCAAUGUGAGAGCUCUGGGUAUCUCUCAACAUCAUAGAGUUAAUAACCUCAAGCUCACCUGUACACUACAGCAAUUCAGUUAAUCUUCCAGUGGGAUUGUCCCCCAAACUGCAGAUCCGAAUCUAUAAUUCACAUGAAGGAAUAAAAGUUUGGGAACAAUUUUAAAGGCAGAGUCAUGCAGAUGGAUGUACCUCCCCACCCUAAUGUAAAAUGACAGUGGUGAGAAGCAUGUGGCAUAUUAGCUCAAGGCAGAAGAGCAGCAACGAGACUGGGUGUCAAGUCAAGAAACGAACAUGGUUACAUACAACAGCUUCAUAGACGGUACAAAUGGCCUGUCCAGAAAAGCAUUAUUUAUUCAAUAAAUAGUGUUGAGGGAAAUGGGCAAGACAGAUGGGGGGAAAUCAGAUUAGAUCUCUCCCCCUACACAUUGUCUUAAAAUUAGUCCCUGAUCAACUCUGAAUAAAAGGAAGCCUGGAAACGUC
Molecule: messenger RNA, 7515 nt
Organism: Callithrix jacchus (white-tufted-ear marmoset)
Lineage: Eukaryota; Metazoa; Chordata; Mammalia; Primates; Cebidae
Product: lipocalin 1-like
Molecular function (GO): small molecule binding
Source: RefSeq, a predicted model, not a curated record